Messenger RNA from Ceratitis capitata (Mediterranean fruit fly), 1145 nucleotides. Its product is annotated as heat shock protein 67B2. Gene Ontology annotation, molecular function: thiosulfate-cyanide sulfurtransferase activity. Gene Ontology annotation, cellular component: mitochondrion. Bases 213 to 782 code for a protein of 189 amino acids. NCBI's taxonomy places the organism in Eukaryota, Metazoa, Arthropoda, Insecta, Diptera, Tephritidae. The record is from RefSeq and is a predicted model, not a curated record. The transcript has 2 exons.
AUUCGGUUUACGCACAAGUGGUGAAUAAAACUUUUGGAUUACCUUAAAUACUUCGAAAAACAACAACCCUGCUCCAUGGUGAACAUACAGAAAAUUACAGUUUAAUUUGGCGCAAGUGUUAAACAACUUUAAUUGCAAUUUUUCAACUACAACACCGAGUCGUUUUAUUUACAUAAUUUAAUUAUUUUGUACAUAAGCUCUUUAUUUGAAAGAUGAUGUCUAAGAUUUAUAGAUUUUCAAGAAUUAUUGGAGGACGAUACGUUAAUGCCUGUGAUUUGGCUGCGCGUAACUUUUCGUUGACAUCUCUUAGAUUGGACCAUUUUAGGGAAUUACAGCGGAACCUACUUAUUCAUGAUAGCAAAUGCGAUUCCUCGAGUAACAACCAACAGAUUAAAAGUUUUAGUACAGGAAACUCCUACCGAAAAGAAAUAUCGUCCGUAAACUACAGUUAUGUAAAAGAGCUGCCGAAUCGUCCCGAAAAACUGUUAAUUGAUGUACGGGAGCGGCAGGAACUUGAAGAAACUGGGAAAAUACCAACGAGUAUUAAUAUCCCACUUGAUUCCGUUUCACGUAUGUUGGCAGAGGAUGUUAGACCACAAGUUUUUCAGUCGAAGUUUGGUCGCCGGAAGCCAUCGACUGAGGAUGAAAUAAUUUUCACAUGUAAACUAGGAAAGCGUGCCUUAAAAGCUGCAGAAAUAGCUAAUGCGAUGGGUUUCAAGAAUGUAAAGUUCUACGAAGGAUCUUGGGACGAUUGGGUAAAAAAUGAAAAUGAAAAACAAUAAUUUUUUUUUGUUUAACUGGACGAGCUUUUUAUUGAAUUCUUGUUUUUGAAAUAUAUUAUAUAUUCUUAAUAAUGCUUGGCAUUAAUAUUCGUCCUUACAUAUGAGUAUGCUUAUCAAUAACUGCUCUCUUUAAUUGUAUAUUUUUAAAUUUUUAAGUACUUCCACACACAUUUAGUUUACAGACUUCUUAUCCCGAAAAAUUUGAGGAACUCCGCACAAGCGUAUUAUACAAUUAAGCUCUUGUUGAAUGAAUAUGUAUAUAUUCGUAUGCUAAUGCAUUUAUAUCGCUAAUGUUAGCAUUUAUAACUUAAUAAAACAAUUUUUAUCGUCUUUUAAUAAUGCAAAUUUGUACAAAUAAUAAAA